AUGUAUAUUAAAUUAAACUAUUUGAUGACGGGCUAUUAUUUUUACAACACGGGAUUUUACAACUCAUAUAAUGAAUCUGCCACUGCUUUUCAACCAGAUCAACCAGCUACCCAAGAUAAAAAAGUCGCGAUGAUUGCAUCUCCCAAUCUCAACGCAAAGUUGCUUCAAAAAUCGCAUGAUUCUUUCCUUUUCGAUGUAAACGCAUACCAAGCUUUUCAAACCCAUCAAACCGCACAUUCAGAACGUAUACAUAUUGAUUUACAAGACUCCCAAAACUUGAGUAAUAAGGGACACCAUGCAUUACCACUACAGAAUAUAACCCAGUUGUGUCAAAGUAUGAUGGUGGAAAAUCAAGCUGGUUAUGCCAAUGAAUUCAUAUCACCACGGUGCCGUUUUUCUGAAAACAUGCAUCCUGCAUUAAUUCAACCCACUGCCUCGCAUGCAAACCUAUUUUGUCAUUUACAGGUACACUCUGACAACGAUUCAGCGACUUUAUCGCCUGAUAAUACUCAACAACUUGAUCUCUACGACGAUAUCAAUGGUUUGUGGAUAUAUAUCAACAACAAAACUCUAGAAAAAUUUGCAUUUGCCUGCAGUGAUGAGUUUUCCAAUGCAACAUUUUUACCUCAUCUUUCCGAGAUUUUAUAUGGAACUAAAACAUUACCAAACACCCAUGUAGCAGUCAUUGCACAAAGUUACACCCCAUAA
Messenger RNA from Batrachochytrium dendrobatidis JAM81, 708 nucleotides. RefSeq lists its product as uncharacterized. NCBI's taxonomy places the organism in Eukaryota, Fungi, Chytridiomycota, Chytridiomycetes, Rhizophydiales. The transcript is spliced from 3 exons. The coding region runs from base 1 to 708 and encodes 235 amino acids. The record is from RefSeq and is a predicted model, not a curated record.